UACAAUCCUUCUUUCGACAGCUCCAACGCCCUUGACACACAUUUUUACGACCUUAUCGAUUACAUGGGGCACGCAGACGGCUGGCUCAGAGGCGAUCGCGUGCUGUUUUGCGUUCCACUACGAGAUGCGGCCAACCACCUGCCCAUGUUCUUUGGCCACAUGCGCAACAUGACCUAUCCGCAUUACCUCAUCGAUCUUGCAUUUCUGGUGUCGGACUCGUCCGACGACACGCUCGGCGUUUUGGAGAAGAACCUUCUGGAGAUCCAGUCGGAUCCGGACCCCGAGAUGCAUUUUGGCCAGAUCGAGAUUUUCCAGAAAGAUUUCGGUCAGAUCAUCGGCCAGGGUUUCAGCGACCGCCACGGGUUUGCGGCGCAGGGCCCGCGGCGCAAGAUGAUGGCGAGGGCCCGCAAUUGGCUCUCGUCGGCAGCACUCAAGCCGUACCAUUCAUGGGUGUACUGGCGAGACGUGGACGUGGAGACGAUCUCGCCGACGAUCAUUGAGGACCUGAUGCAUCACGACCGCGAGGUGAUAGUGCCGAAUGUGUGGCGGCCGCUGCCGGAAUGGCUGGGGAACCAGCAGCCGUACGACCUGAACUCGUGGCAGGAGAGCGACGGCGGGCUGCAACUGGCCAACACUCUGGACCAGGACGCGGUCAUCGUGGAAGGUUACGUGGAGUACGCUACGUGGCGGCCCCACCUGGCGUAUCUGCGCGACCCGUACGGCGACCCAGAGACAGAGAUGGUGCUGGACGGGAUCGGCGGAGUUUCGAUCUUGUCGAAGGCGCGCGUUUUCAAGAGCGGUGCGCACUUCCCGGCGUUCUCGUUCGAGAAGCACGCGGAGACCGAAGGGUUUGGCAAGAUGUGUAAGCGGAUGGGGUAUGCGGUGGUGGGGCUGCCGCACUACGUGAUCUGGCACAUCUACGAGCCGUCGAACGACGAUCUGAAGCACAUGGAGUGGAUGGCGCAGGAGGAGGUGCGACAGCAGCGCGAGGAGAGCAUGCAGAAGGUGUACCAACGCGUUUACGGUGCGGGUUUUCUGGACGUGGAGGACGAAUGGAAGGAGGAGAAGCCGCUGAUUCUGCGCAACACAGACAGCUCUCGGGGCGCGCGCAAGAUCCAGGUCGACUGGGACGACGUCGACGUGUAUGGGGACGAUCUGAAGGAGCCGGACCUAGCCGACCAGGACCUCGCUGAUUUCGACCCG
Messenger RNA from Ogataea polymorpha, 1203 nucleotides. RefSeq lists its product as uncharacterized. The annotation marks the transcript as partial. Gene Ontology annotation, molecular function: alpha-1,6-mannosyltransferase activity. The record is from RefSeq and is a predicted model, not a curated record. Gene Ontology annotation, biological process: protein N-linked glycosylation; cell wall mannoprotein biosynthetic process. Lineage: Eukaryota; Fungi; Ascomycota; Pichiomycetes; Pichiales; Pichiaceae. The transcript has a single exon. Gene Ontology annotation, cellular component: mannan polymerase complex.